This is a messenger RNA of Entelurus aequoreus (snake pipefish), 3113 nucleotides long. Its product is annotated as sphingosine 1-phosphate receptor 3. The record is from RefSeq and is a predicted model, not a curated record. Gene Ontology annotation, biological process: G protein-coupled receptor signaling pathway. Gene Ontology annotation, cellular component: membrane. The transcript has 2 exons. Gene Ontology annotation, molecular function: sphingosine-1-phosphate receptor activity. The coding region runs from base 224 to 1405 and encodes 393 amino acids. Lineage: Eukaryota; Metazoa; Chordata; Actinopteri; Syngnathiformes; Syngnathidae.
GGAGGCGGAAAAAAAAAGAAAAGAAAAAGAAGAUGAUCGUCUGUGUUGUGCGGAGCGAGAGAGAAUGGUGGAAGUUGUCUAGGAGGACUUUGCCUUGCAGGAAUGCAGCAAAUGUCAACUUGUGACAUGUUUGGACUCAACUUAACUGUGGACUAAAACUACCAAACACAUCCUGAGGAACAGCCUGCUGACCCCCUGCUGGUUCCCUUGACCACAGUCUAAGAUGAUAGACCCUCAGAUUCACUUGCAUUACAACUACACGGGGAAGUUGGCCCACCGGCCCACCGUAGGCAACAGCUCGGGCAACCUUGGCACCAAAACUCUCCUCUUCCUGGCCGCGUGCACCUUCAUCGUUCUGGAGAACCUGACGGUGCUGGUGGCCAUCUGGAGGAACCACCGCUUUCACAACCGCAUGUACUUCUUCAUCGGGAACCUGGCGCUAUGCGACAUGCUGGCCGGGGUGGCCUACCUGGUCAACCUGCUCCUGUCCGGCGACAGGACGCUCUACUUAUCGCCCGUCAUGUGGUUUGUCCGAGAGGGCAGUAUGUUUGUAGCAUUGGGUGCCUCCAUCUUCAGCCUUCUGGCCAUCGCCAUCGAGCGCCACCUGACCAUGAUCAAGAUGAGGCCCUACGACGCCAGCAAGAACUACAGGGUCUUCCUCCUCAUCGGCACCUGCUGGUUGAUCGCCAUCUCUUUCGGAGUUUUGCCCAUCCUGGGAUGGAACUGCUUAGACAAUCUCCCUGACUGCUCUACGGUCCUCCCCCUGUACUCCAAGAAGUACGUGGCCUUCUGCAUCACCAUCUUCAUGGUCCUGUUGCUCGCCAUGUCGGUGCUCUACGCCCGCAUCUACAUCCUGGUCAAAUCCAGCAGCCGCAAGGUGAGCAAGAACAGCAACUCGGAGCACGCCAUGUCCCUGCUGCGCACAGUCAUCAUUGUAGUGGGCGUCUUCAUCGCCUGCUGGACGCCCAUCUUCGUGCUGCUCCUGGUGGACGUGGCAUGCGAUCAGCGCCACCGCUGCUCGAUCCUUUACAAGGCCGACUGGUUCAUCGCGGUGGCCGUGCUCAACUCGGCCUUAAACCCUGUCAUAUACACUCUGGCCAGUCGGGAGAUGAGGCGGGCCUUCCUGGGAUUGGCGUGUUGUAUUUGCUACCGGGGGAAAACAUCGGCGCCGGGCAGCGGGAACAGGCAGUGUCUGGAGCCCAGUCGCAGCAGGAGCAAGUCCUUCAGCAGUCAGAACAACCAGAACCAGCAGGGAUCCCGGCAGGCGGGGUCAGAAAAGGAGGCGGACUCUGGACAAGUUGGGAAGGUGGCGGUGGAUGCAGGACCUAGUGGCGCUCAUGCUGAAGGAUUCGUCCAGAAUGACGUAAAUGGAGUAAGAAUCGAGUCGAGGAUGGUCGAGGAUUGACUUCUGGCAAAGACUUGUCAAAAUAAGAUGGACUCCUGUUGAGAACAGGUUGGGUUCUGAGGACAGACUUUGAUUUAGCAUUUGCACUGCACGCAUCAAUUCUGAUUGUUGUUCUCCCAUGUAGCCAGGGGUGAACACCCAUUAAUAGGACUGGAGUACAUAGGAUUCCAUCCAGCCAUGGACCUACCUGGUCACAGAGCACAUACGAACAAUCCACUCCUACAGUCAGGGUAGAAACUGAACUCCAGUCUAAAGUCAGCCAAGUGAACCACUAUACUAUCUGCGACCUCACUUGCAAGGUGUAAAUAUGCACCGGCUCCCAAAACAAAACAACACAAAGAACCUAAAGAUUAAAUCGAAAAAACAAUGACUGCCGUUUGUUUACUUCUACACCUGAAUCAGCCAGCGGUGUAAAUCAUCUCUAGAUAAAUAUUAUGAUGUAGUACGACUGUGACAAUCGCCAUUAUUUAUUAUUCCUCGCUAUAUGCACUAAUUCUGCAUGAUAAACAAUCGUCACCUACUCCCACAUUCCAACGGCUUGUCUCACCAUUUUGGAACAGAGCUGCACAAUGGAAGCUGCCUGUGUUGCUUGUGGCGUAAAGGCCCCACCUUGUGGUUAGGUUCAAGAACUCCAGCUCAUCCAAAAGUGCACAUUCUGUGUAGAAACAUUGUACAAAAUGAACUUUCUAAUUGAAUAACUGAAAUGAGAGCAUGAUCAGAGUCUUGAACAGGUAUUUAGUUAUUAAGAGAUGCUGCAUGUUUAAAUGUAAUCAGUUGCAAUUACCUCAUUAGGCCAGCAGAGGUCGCCAUUUAUUCCUGUGACGUAUGCGUCGCCUCUUCAUGUCUGAAAAAUACACGAGACACGUUACAUUACAUACCACAUUUUUGCAAUAAAAGCUAACUAGAACCGCAAUACUGCAUUGAUGAACAACAUUUCUACACAUCCACGGUUUUAUUGCCAACAGUCAUACAGAAAAAUGUUAAAUCCAUACAACCAAAAGAUCGUUACUUGUUCCAGCUCUCGCUUUACGCUUUUUUCCCCCCUCCAAAAAAUAGUGACUUCUUGUGCGAUCGAUUCUAUGUGACAAAGUUGUAUAUUGUGUGGAAAAAUAUCACAUUGACCCCACAUGGAUAUAAUAAUAAUAAUAAUAUUAAGAGAGGGGAAGGUUGUUGUCGAGCAGCAACACGCAACAGGGCCAAAAACACAAACAAGCUCCACCAGUGGAGAACAGGCAUGCUCCAUUGAACAUCACCUAUUGCACUUUGAAGAAGAAAUGAAAAACAUCCAUAGUUUUUGUUGUUGUUUUUUUUACAAAGAAAAGGCACAUUUUCAUCACCGGAAACCCCAGACAACAAGCCAUGUUCUUGGAUAGGAAUGGGAUUUUAAACUGAUUUCUACUAUUUCCAAUAUGAUGUGAUUAAAUUUCAGCAUGUAGAAAUCCACAUUAUUUGCAUCCCCUUUCUUGUUAGUGAAUUAGUUGUCUUUUUUUUAAAAAUGUAUUGUUGUCUUAGUUUAAAAACCUUCUGGAAUAGUGUUGCAAAAUUAAGAAUUAUCUGAAUAAAAUUAAAAGUAAAAAAAAAAAUCUGCCAAUUUAGUUGAAUUUCUACCUUGCACUAUGGAAUAUUUUUUCAAAUCAAAUCUCAUUAAUAAUAGUAUGAGAAAAGGUUCCCCAUAAAGCCAUGGAUUGUUUCCCUGCUGAAUGUUUAU